Huiozyma naganishii CBS 8797 is the source of this 924-nucleotide messenger RNA. It is a transcript of the gene BMT5, whose product is annotated as 25S rRNA (uracil2634-N3)-methyltransferase. Gene Ontology annotation, biological process: rRNA base methylation. The record is from RefSeq and is a predicted model, not a curated record. Bases 1 to 924 code for a protein of 307 amino acids. Gene Ontology annotation, molecular function: rRNA (uridine-N3-)-methyltransferase activity. Gene Ontology annotation, cellular component: cytoplasm. Lineage: Eukaryota; Fungi; Ascomycota; Saccharomycetes; Saccharomycetales; Saccharomycetaceae. The transcript has a single exon.
AUGAACCACAAGGCCCAAGCGAGUCAGGCGAGUGCCAUUAAGAUCAAACAGCAGAACAAGCUGAAGGCGAAGAAGCAAUACUCUAAAAAGACAAUGGAGCAACAGAAGGCGCAGAAGCAGAGGGAGGCCUCAUUUAUCCCGUUUGACAAGGAAUCGACUCUCUUGCUCGUGGGUGAAGGUGAUUUUUCCUUCGCGAAGUCCAUUGUCGAGAAGGGUUAUCUUUUACCGGAGAACCUGAUCGCCACCAGUUUUGAUGCCUCCAUCACAGAACUGAAACUGAAAUAUCCAAACAGUUUUGAGGAGAACUACCAGUACUUGGUGGAUGCUGGGGUCAAGAUAUUCUUCCAAAUUGACGCUACCAAUCUAAUCCGCAGUUUCAAAUUGUCCAAACAUACACCAUGGAAGAAACAAUUGGGGAAAGAAUGGGCGCACAAGUUCUUGAACAACAUCAUGUUCAACUUCCCUCACACAGGGAAAGGUGUCAAAGACCAGGACAGGAAUAUCAGAGACCACCAGGAAUUGGUUUUCGGGUACUUUGAUAGUGCGAAACAACUGUUCAACUUGGUGAACUCAUAUAUCAAGCAGGCAAAGACCACACACACACAAGGUUAUGAUCUGGGGGAACAGACAAACGGGAAAGGUACAGGUCUCGACGACAUCUGCGGGAAAAUCAUAAUCUCGACGUUCAGCGGUGAACCGUACAGUUCGUGGGAGAUUAAGACGCUGGCUAAGGACAAUGACUUGCAACUGGACAGGUCGUGCAAGUUUGAAUGGUCGAAUUAUUCUUCGUACCACCACAAGCGGACGAACAGUGAACAAGACACGACUAAACCUGCUGAAAUGAGAGAUGCGAGAAUCUACAUUUUCAAAGAAUACGACAGGACAAGGAAGACUACCUCCCGUACAAAAGAAGAUAGAGACUAG